This is a messenger RNA of Homarus americanus (American lobster), 956 nucleotides long. RefSeq names its product exosome complex component RRP46-like (gene Rrp46). Lineage: Eukaryota; Metazoa; Arthropoda; Malacostraca; Decapoda; Nephropidae. Bases 116 to 754 code for a protein of 212 amino acids. Gene Ontology annotation, biological process: rRNA catabolic process; poly(A)-dependent snoRNA 3'-end processing; nuclear mRNA surveillance. Gene Ontology annotation, cellular component: cytoplasmic exosome (RNase complex); nucleolus; nuclear exosome (RNase complex). The record is from RefSeq and is a predicted model, not a curated record. The transcript is spliced from 6 exons.
UAUUAAAUGGUUUAGUUGAGAGACCGUAGAAGUAAACAUAAACAAACUCACGUUGAGUUACUCAGACUGGCACAGGUUCUGUAGCCUAGACGACAUUUAAAACUAGACGAGUAAAAUGUCGAAACACGCUUGUGAGCUAAAUUUCCUCUCCCGGUCUGAUGGCUCUGCACUUUAUUCUAUAGGAAACACAGUGGCUCUUGCUUCAGUAAAUGGUCCGGGUGAAGUUAAGAAGUUCAACCGCCUCUACAACAGGGCAUAUCUAGAGGUGUCCUACAGCCCCUCCACCGGACAGUCCAUGAUAGGAGAGCGAGCUUUGGAGUCGGUGAUCACACGCACAGUUGAACAAGUGAUUCUUGUUCAUCUUCACCCAAGAACUGCAGUUAAUGUCACCAUACAAGAGAUGCAGUCAGAUGGUUUGGAACUGUCAACAAGUGUGAAUGCUGCCUGUUUGUCCCUUCUUGAUGCUGGAGUACAGAUGAAGUCAACAUUUGCAGCUGUCACCUGUUGUCUCACACCUUCAUCCACCAUCUUAAUUGAACCCACAGCAGCUGAGAUGAAGGAAAGUGUGGCAGUAGCAACAUUUGUACUAGAUGGCCAAGCACUGAAUGUUUUGUCAGCACAUCAAGAGGGAUGCCUCAAUGCAGAGAACUUUAAUGCUUGUCUCAAGGCUUGCCAGACUGCAGCCAAGGAUGUUUUUAAUUUCUACCGGCAGGCUUUGGAGAAAAAAUAUCAUACAUGUAAUGAGAUAAGCUAGGACUACCCAACUCUCAGUGUUAAUAUUUGAAAGUGUUAUAAUAAGGAACCUUUUAGUGUGGACAUCAUGUUUUAAUUAUUGCAAUAUUUCAUGAUAAACAUUAGGACUUUGUCAUAUUUGCAAGAUAUGUGAUUGUAUUUUAUAUUUGUAUCAGAAUGUGUUUCUUUGAAGAUAAGAAAAAUAAAAGGCUAGUGUGAUUUUU